Molecule: messenger RNA, 5018 nt
Organism: Daucus carota subsp. sativus
Lineage: Eukaryota; Viridiplantae; Streptophyta; Magnoliopsida; Apiales; Apiaceae
Product: serine/threonine-protein kinase VPS15
Exons: 11
Coding region: 244-4893 (1549 amino acids)
Biological process (GO): protein targeting to vacuole; late endosome to vacuole transport; protein phosphorylation
Cellular component (GO): nucleus-vacuole junction; late endosome; phosphatidylinositol 3-kinase complex, class III, type I
Molecular function (GO): ATP binding; protein serine/threonine kinase activity; protein binding
Source: RefSeq, a predicted model, not a curated record
AGUGACACGGCAAAGUUGAAGUGCCCGCAAUACAAGUUAUACAACUUAUAAGUAAUUUUAAUUCAAAAUAAGUUAAAACUAAAACACCUCAUGGUUUCAUCUCUUUUCCGACGUUAAACCACCGGAGUUUACUUCCCGGCGUAGAACUCCGCAAAACAUCUCUAAUUCCCUCUCUCUCACACGUUUCUCUCCCUCUCUCUCACACGUCUCUCUCUCUCUCUCUCGCUUAAUUUCAAACAAGUGAUGGGGAACAAGAUCGCACGCACAACACAAGCAUCGGCAACAGAGUACUAUCUCCACGACUUGCCUUCUUCGUACAAUUUAGUGCUCAAAGAAGUGCUCGGCCGCGGCCGAUUCCUGAAAUCGAUAUUGUGUAAACACGACGAAGGUCUCGUGUUAGUUAAAGUCUAUUUCAAGCGCGGUGAUUCUAUUGAUCUUCGCGAAUACGAGCGUCAUCUGUCUCGUAUUCGCGAAGUGUUUAACGGUCUUGAUCAGCCUCAUGUUUGGCCUUUUCAGUUUUGGCUUGAAACGGAUAAAGCUGCUUAUCUGUUGAGACAAUACUUCUUUAAUAACCUUCAUGAUCGUCUGAGCACAAGACCUUUCUUGAGUCUAGUUGAGAAAAAGUGGCUGGCUUAUCAGUUGCUCUAUGCAGUGAAGCAGAGCCACGAGAAUGGAAUUUGUCAUGGGGAUAUUAAGUGUGAGAAUGUGUUGGUCACUUCUUGGAAUUGGCUUUACCUUGCCGACUUUGCAUCUUUCAAACCUACAUAUAUUCCACAUGAUGACCCGUCAGAUUUUUCUUUCUUCUUUGACACUGGAGGAAGAAGGCGUUGUUAUCUAGCACCAGAGAGAUUUUAUGAGCAUGGAGGUGAGAUGCAAGUUGCACAUGAUGCACCUUUGAGGCCAUCCAUGGACAUCUUUGCUGCAGGUUGUGUUAUUGCUGAGCUUUUCCUUGAGGGACAGCCACUGUUUGAACUCUCCCAACUACUUGCUUAUCGCAGAGGGCAAUAUGAUCCAAGCCAACAUCUGGAGAAGAUCCCAGAUUCAGGAUUACGCAAGAUGAUUCUUCACAUGAUUCAGUUGGAUCCAGACUCUCGAUGUUCAGCUGAGAGCUACUUGCAGAGCUAUGCUGGUGUUGUCUUCCCGCGCUACUUUUCACCUUUUUUACACAAGUUCUAUUCGCUGCUGAAUCCAUACAAUUCUGAUUCUAGGGUUCUAAUAUGCCAGCUCUCCUUUCAUGAGAUACUCAAGCAAAUGAUGGGCAAUAAAGCAGGCGAGGAGACUGGUAUUGAUCUCGCAUUAGCCUCAAACCCAUUAAAUGUCGAAUCCUCUAAUAAUAUAGAGGCAAAACAUAUUGUGGACUCGACGAUCUCCUCCAGGAAAACAGAACUGGAAAAGGGGUCGAUUCAUGGUCGAUUUGAGCUUCCUGGAGAUAUCACUACACUUCUUAGGGAUGUAAAACAAACUGGCAGUUCUUCUGGUGCAAAUACGGUGCAGGAGGAUUUUUCUAAUUCAACAAGUUUUCAGAAGCAAGAAAAGUGUAGCAUGCCAGUUCCUGAUAAUCUCCUACAAAAUAUAUCAAACGUUUUUAAAAGAAAUCACCAUCCUUUCCUUAGAAAGAUCACGAUGAAUGACAUGAACUCUCUUUUGUCUGACUAUGAUAACCAGUCAGAUACCUUUGGAAUGCCUUUCUUACCAUUACCUCAAGAUAGCAUGAGUUGUGAAGGUAUGGUUUUAAUUGCUUCACUGCUCUGUUCCUGUAUUCGCAAUGUCAAGUUGCCUCAUAUGAGGAGGGGUGCUAUACUCUUACUGAAGUCAUGCUCUUUAUAUAUCGACGACGAAGAUAGGUUACAACGCGUUCUUCCGUAUGUAAUUGCAAUGCUUUCUGAUCCAGCUGCAAUCGUACGUUCUGCUGCCUUGGAGACUGUUUGUGACAUUCUUCCUUUAAUACGAGAUUUCCCCCCCAGUGAUGCUAAAAUCUUUCCAGAGUAUAUUCUGCCAAUGCUUUCCAUGCUUCCUGAUGAUCCAGAGGAAAGUGUACGGAUAUGUUACUCUAGUAAUAUAUCCAAGCUGGCACUAACAGCUUAUGGGUUUUUAAUUCACUCAAUAAGCUUAAGUGAGGCAGGGGUCCUUAAUGAGUCAGCUUUGGGCUCCAAGUCACAAAUGCGGUCUUCUGAUACAUCUGGAAGAUUGCAGAGUAAAAAUAGAGAUACGCAGCUUGCACAUUUGAGAAAAUCCAUAGCCGAGGUCAUUCAAGAACUAGUAAUGGGUCCAAAGCAAACCCCAAAUAUCAGGAGAGCGCUCUUGCAGGAUAUAGGCAACCUUUGCUGGUUCUUUGGACAGAGACAGAGUAAUGACGUUUUGUUACCUAUCCUCCCGGCUUUUUUAAAUGAUCGAGAUGAGCUGCUUAGAUCGGUAUUCUAUGGACAGAUCAUUUACGUCUGCUUCUUUGUAGGGCAAAGAAGUGUUGAGGAAUAUCUGUUGCCGUACAUUGAGCAGGCCUUAGGUGAUGCAACUGAGGCUGUUAUCGUCAAUGCUUUGGAUUGCUUGGCAAUCUUAUGUAAAAGCAAAUUUCUGCGGAAAAGGAUACUCCUUGAGAUGAUAGAACAUGCUUUUCCAUUGUUGUGUUAUCCUAGUCAAUGGGUGAGGAGGUCUGCAGUAGCUUUCAUUGCUGCUAGUAGUGAUUACUUGGGUGCUGUCGAUUCCUAUGUUUUCCUGGUCCCAGUAAUACGCCCUUUUCUUCGAAGACAACCAGCAUCUUUAGUUUCAGAGAAGGCUUUUCUUUCAUGUCUUAACCCUCCUGUCUCGAGACAAGUAUUUUACCAACUCUUAGAAAAAUCAAGGAGUUCUGACAUGUUAGAGAGGCAGAGAAAGAUAUGGUAUAGUUCAUCUGCACAAUCUAAAGAAUGGGAUACUCUUGAUUUGUUUCAUAGCGGAACAAGAGAAUUAGAUUCAAUGAAGUACUGGUCAGACAAGCAACAUGAUGGUCAGGGUUCUAAAUCCGUUGGCAAUGCUGUACAAAACUUGGAUCAUAGUGAAGAAAGUAGUAAAUCUAGGUUGAGACCUAUUGGAAGUUUUAUUCACAAUACAUCUGGCACCGUUGAUACGCGGGAUCCCUUAUUUUCAGAAAAAUUACAGUUUUCUGGUUUCAUGUCUCCACAAAUGAAUGAAGCUAACAGCCUUAGUUUCGAUAAACCAUCAGAAGGCAUACCUUUGUACUAUUUUAAAUAUGACAGUAAUCGAGCAACUGGAAAUGCUCCAGCCUCUGAUUCUCCUUCACCAUUGAGUUCCUUGGGUUUUGGUUCAUCAUCAGUGCCCUGGAUGGACGUAGGAAAUAAGUCUUUUACUUUGGGUAGCUCAUUUCCACCUCCUAAGCUUGUUUCAGGUUCAAUUAGUAUAGGUAAUAGUUCUCCACAACUUCACAGAGUGGUGCAUGAGGUAGAAGACAGGGAAACAGAUCAAGCAGCCUAUGUUAGUAAAUUUCAAGAUAUGCGGGUGUCUGGUCCUAAAGGAGGUUCUACUGUUGCCAAUGAUAUCUCAGCUGCAGCUGAGGUGACAGGAGUACCUCCCUUUGCAAGAACACCAGCAACUCAAGAUGCAGGGUGGAGGCCCCGUGGUGUGUUGGUUGCCCACCUACAGGAACACCGUUCGGCCGUCAAUGACAUUGCCAUCUCAACCGACCAGAACUUCUUUGUGAGUGCGUCGGAUGAUUCCACUGUGAAGGUGUGGGAUUCUAGAAAGUUGGAGAAAGACAUCUCAUUCAGGUCGAGGCUUACUUAUUCUCUAGAUGGAAGCCGUGCAGUAUGUACCGCAAUGCUCCAAGGUUCAGCUCAAGUCAUUGUUGGAGCUUCUGAUGGCAUAAUUCACAUGUUCUCUGUUGAUCACAUUUCCAGGGGGCUUGGAAAUGUGGUUGAGAAGUAUUCAGGCAUUGUUGAUGUUAAAAAGAAGAGGGUUGGAGAAGGUGCCAUAACUAGCCUAGUUAACUACUCUGCAGAUGAGAGUGCUUCUAAAAUGAUUCUUUAUAGUACUCAAAAUUGUGGGAUCCAUCUCUGGGACACUAGGACAAAUAAGGACAUGUGGACUUAUAAAGUUUUUCCUAAAGAAGGCUACGUGUCAUCUUUAAUAACAUCCCCUUGCGGGAAUUGGUUUGUUUCCGGGUCUUCCAGGGGCGUGCUUACUCUUUGGGAUCUUCGGUUUUGUAUACCUGUUAACUCAUGGCAGUUUUCUACAGCUUGCCCUGUAGAGAACAUGUGUCUCUUUGUGCCUUCUGUAAAUUCUUCAAUAUCCACUAUAGCCAGGCCCCUUGUAUAUGUUGCAGCAGGUUGUAAUGAAGUUUCUCUCUGGAAUGCAGAAAAUGGGAGCUGUCAUCAGAUCUUGAGGGUGGCUAGUAACGACCAUGAUAGCGAAACUUCUGAUUUACCUUGGGCCUUGACUAGACCUUCCAGUAAGUCAAACUCUAAAGCAGAUUUGAGAAGGAAUGUUAAUCCCAAGUAUAAAGUAGAUGAGCUGAAUGAACCACCUCCUCGGUUGCCUGGUAUCCGCGCAUUACUCCCAUUACCAGGUGGGGACUUGUUAACAGGGGGUACAGAUUUGAAGAUCCGCAGAUGGGAACAUUACAGCCCUGAUCGAAGUUAUUGCAUUUGUGGACCAACUAUAAAGGGAGUUGCUAAUGAUGAUUUUUACGAAACAAAAUCUAGUUUCGGGGUGCAAGUUGUCCAGGAGGCGAAGAGACGGCCUUUAGCUACUAGGUUGACUGGGAAGGCAAUCCUUGCAGCUGCUGCUACUGAUUCCGCUGGUUGUCACCGUGACUCUAUACUUUCUCUGGCUACAGUCAAAUUGAACCAGAGACUUCUGAUAUCAAGCGGCAGAGAUGGAGCCAUUAAGGUUUGGAAGUAAGAAUGUUAUGCAUCCCAAUGAAAUGUACAUAACAGGUUAGUAAUGAUCAAAGCUGUACAUUUUUAAUUAUCCCCAAAACAAGUGUACAUUUUGUAUUUAAAUGAGAAGAUAAGCUUCCUCGUAAA